AUGUUUGCGCAUAAUCGAGGGCCAAUCAAGAAUAUACCAACUGAAUUGCCGAAAAAAGAUUCUGAACCGAGAGUAUUCAUAACAUGCAAGAAGGAAGCAGAUGCUAAAUUCGCAGAAUACGUUCGUCAUGUAGUUGAUACGUCAACAAUCUCAAAGGAAGCGCAAAAAGCAAGACCUGAUUACGGUAUUGAAAGUGUUCAACCGAACGACGUGGCAUGCAUCUGUUACACUUCUGGUACCACCGGAUUGCCGAAAGGAGCGAUGUUAACACACGGUAAUCUAAUGUGGAAUGCCGAAUCACUGAUAGAUGCAUGGCGUUUCACAUCGUCUGACAUUCUGCUUCAUUAUUUACCGUUUUAUCAUGUUCAUGGAAUGUUUAUCAGUCUUAAUUGCUCUCUUUUCACACGAUCCGCUAUUAUAUUUAGGUUCAUUUAUCCGCUUACUGUGUUACCAUUGCAAAAUAUCACAUAA
Anisakis simplex (herring worm) is the source of this 471-nucleotide messenger RNA. NCBI's taxonomy places the organism in Eukaryota, Metazoa, Nematoda, Chromadorea, Rhabditida, Anisakidae. The record is from the annotation of a GenBank genome assembly.